AAAUAAAGGUACUUUUUAUGUGUAUAAUUAUUGUUUUUUUUACAGUCAUCAUGGACGAUCGUACAGUAGACCUGAUCUUCGGAGGGUCUUUGAAGCUGCUGCCACCUGUCAGCUCGAAGAUAGUGAGGAUUUUCACCAGCUCUACAUUCACUGACACGGCUAUGGAAAGAAACACAUUGAUGUCGAAGUGUUAUCCGAGAAUAAAAGAUUACUGCAGAGAAAAGCAUGGCUUGGAGUUUCAGGUGGUGGAUAUGCGUUGGGGCGUACGUGACGAAGCCACCGACGACCAUAUGACCACAGAGCUUUGCAUGCGUGAGAUUAAGAACUGCCAAAGGUUAUCUAUGGGGCCCAAUUUUGUCGUGUUCCUCGGACAGAAGUAUGGUUACAGGCCCAUACCAACUUACGUGCUGUCCUCGGAACUCCAAAUGCUGAGAGAUGAAUUGGCGGCCGGCGGAGUUGAUGUUAUCCUGCUGGAUACUUGGUACAAGAAGGAUUCAAACGCAGUACCACCAGUGUCAGUACUGCAACCAAUUUCAUCUAUACUGGUCAAUUUUAAUAACAAGAGAGUUCCAAAGCUCCAAGCAGAAGACCAGGCAGUCUGGUGGGACACACUCUGCAAGAUGCAGAAGUUGUUCCGCAAGGCAUCACAACAGCUCUACAAUGCUGGGAAAAUCGACAAAGAUACUAUGCACAAUUACUUCAUGUCGGUAACUGAACGUGAAGUAAUCAACGGAAUAUUAAACGUGAAAAACACUAAAAAUCAUUGCUUAGCCUAUGUUCGGUACAUCAACAAUAUUAACUUACAAAAUCUCAAAAAGGCAAGCAACUAUGUUGAUAUCCUGAAUAGAAGCUUGGACGCGGAGGCUUCUAAAUUACUUGCUGAUCUCAGAGAUGUUAGAUUACCAGAAAAAAUUGAAACAACUAACAUACAAAAAUAUACCGUUGAAUGGAUAGGCCGUGAAGGUCUGGAGACUGAGACACAUGGAGAAUAUCUGAACCACUUCAUCGCUCACUUCUACAAGAACAUAAUUAAACUAGUCGACAGGGCAAUGCGCAAAGAAGACAGCAGUGCCCAGGGUCAGAUAGUGACUGAGAUCUUACAGCAUCUCCACGCUUGCAACAACUCCGUGAAGGUCUUCCAUGGUCGAGAAGAUGAUCUGCUCUUCAUCGAGAACUACAUGAAGAACAGCUCUGAUAAACCUCUAGUGCUUUAUGGAGAAGGUGGUUGUGGAAAAACCAGUCUUCUAGCGAAGAGUUCAGCGAUGUCGUUGGCCACUUGGUUCGCUGAAGUUCGACCAACCAAUGUGAUCAGGUUCCUCGGAACUACUCCUGACUCCAGCGCUCUUACACCGACUUUAAUAUCGAUUUGUCAACAGAUUUCAUACAAUUUCGCAUUACCAUUUGAGAGUAUUCCGGAUGAUUUAGUGCCGCUGACGGCUCAUUUUAAGCAGCUCCUAACGAUGGCUUCCCAGCAGCAACCAUUACUAUUGUUCCUCGACUCAGUAGACCAACUAACAGGGAUAGGCACAGAGAAUAAUAAAGUAUCCUGGCUGCCAACGAGAUUACCACCUCAUUGCAAGAUCAUUGUAACAUGCGCUUGCGAAGAAGCUAAUCCAGAAGUAUCAAAAGAAUAUGAUGUGCUGCGACGUAUGAUAGAUUCUGAAGACAAUUUCUUAGAAGUCAAAGCUCUGGGAGAAGAUCUUGCAAUGCAAGUUCUUAAAUUAUGGAUGGCAUCAGCAGCCAGAGACUUAACCAACUACCAAUGGCGACUUGUAUCCAACGCGAUUGGUCAAUGUUCUCUGCCUAUAUUCGUAAAAUUGGUGUUUGCUGAGGUCUGCAGAUGGCGAAGCUAUACCAAACCUCAGGACACUCAUCUCGCUUCUACAGUUAUGGAUUCUAUCAUGAUGCUAUUUGAACGAAUUGAGAAGCAGCACGGUCGUCUGUUAGUAUUCCAUGCAUUAGCAUAUAUCACUGCAGCUAGAAGUGGUCUUUCUGAGACUGAGUUAGAAGACCUCAUCUCAUUGGAUGACAAGGUUCUUGAUGAUGUGUACCAAUACCACUUACCACCAGUUAGAAGGAUACCUCCAUUAUUGUGGACAAGAAUCCGCAACGAUCUUCCUAAUUACUUAUCUGAGAGGGAAGCAGAUGGUGUUUCUGUUAUGAAUUGGUAUCACAGACAGUUCAGGGAUACUGCUAGAGAGAGGUAUUUUAAAAACAUGAACAUGGCGAUGUAUUUCCAUUCUAUGAUUGCUGAUUAUUAUUUAGGUAUUUGGGGCGGUGGUAUACCGAAACCCUUCAAAUACACUGAAAUCCAGCGACACAGGUUCAACUUGGCUGACAAGGAGGGGGUGGCUGAUAGAAAGGUUCCUCUGCAGCCCUUGGUCUUUACUUCAGCAGACGGUUCUUCGAAGCGAUACAAUUUGAGGAAGUUUGGUGAACUCCCCUUCCAUUUAGUGCGGUCUAAGCGGUUCACAGAUCUCUACGCUGAAGUUCUGUUCAACUACGAAUGGCUACACGCCAAGCUAAACUGCUGUCCUCUACAAGCAGUUCUCGCGGAUUUCGAAGAUGCUAAACUUCAUGUCAGCAAAGACGCUGUAAGGGAACUAAUGUUAGUAGCGGACGCUCUCCGUUUGGGUGGAGCAAUCCUGGGAGCAUAUCCUGACAUGCUGGCACCGCAGCUGGUGGGCAGACUCCUUCCAGAAGCUUCUCAAAAUCCAGCAGUAGCGUCUCUUCUGCAGCAGUGUCAUGAUGUGGGGAAGAAUCACUGCGCGUUGCUCCCUUCACAUCACUGUCUUCAUACACCUGGAGGACCAUUGAAGUACUCGUUAGAAGGUCACCAAUUCGCAGUAUUCGCGUUUCGUCUGAGCUCCGACAAACGCUACGUGGUGUCGAUAUCCAGCCGCGUUAUCUCCUGGGAUUUGUCUACUUCGGACUUGGCUCGCGAUUUGUGUCCACAAUUGGAAGGAAUUCUGCAAAACUUGGAAUUAUCGCCGGAUAACAAAUGGGCUGCUGCGUCGACUAAUAAUUCUGUGUCAAUGCUCUUGAAUAUGCUGACAAGCGAAUACGUUACCAUCGAAAAUCCUUUAGAUGAAGGUGAAACUGUUCGCGGUGUGUUUGUGCUGAACCACCACAUGUUCAUCUUCGGCCCUCACUCCUGGGUGCAGUACAGCAUGCGCGGGGAGCUGCAGCAGACUGUCUCCGCUCCUGACACCGCGCCAUACGAUGACGUCACUUGGGAGAUACUUUCAAUGGAGUUCCGAGAUCUGGAGAACUUCGUCCUCAUCAUGUGGAGCGGAGAUCUGGACGACGACCGGCUGCUGGUGCAGUUCCAGAAGAACGGGACCUGGAUGAAGACGCUGCGGUGCAGAGGCGCUGUGACUCUUAACAAGUACUGGACGAGGGUUUAUAGCAGCGACCCGAAAAGAGGAUAUCAGAUAUCAGUGUUUGAAUUAAACGAAGAAGAGCAACGUUGGGACAAAGUGGAAGAACUCCAUCACAAAGAGACGGAUACUGCAGAAGCUAUGCUGCAACUUAAGCGAGGGAAGAAGGAUAGAAUGUUACUCGCCACGACGACGUAUAGUUUCGUAGUUUGGGACUUUCAUAAUAUUAUCCCAAGAGGUAACCAUGUUGAUGAACGACAAAGACAAAGAAGUGAAGGGAAUGACAAACAAGAUGAAGAAGAAGAGGAAAAAGCAGAUGUUCUUUCUGAAAAGAAUCUACGUAUAGAAGGAAUAGUAUUAAAACUACCCCAUACUAUUCGCAAUAUCUCUACCAAGAUGACGCAAUCAAAUUCCUUCAUGAUUAGCAAUAACAACACUUAUGCUGUAGCUGGUGUAAGAAAGAACCUAUAUGUAUGGAGUUUGGAGACAACGAAGCUGAUCAAGAUCCUGGACGCUCACUUCGGGAGGAUCGUGCAGCUGGAGCCGCUGACUGUCGGCGCCUGGAACAACGUCAUCACCUCCUCCAUUGAUAGAACUGUUAAGAUUUGGAAUAUUGACAACAUCUUCGAGCAGGUCCACAAGAUUGACCGACAGGAGUUACCAAUAGAUGCUAUCAGUCUAGCAAGAGACAAGCAGCUCGCAGUGACAGUGACCCGCAGCUGCUGGGGUCUUUGGGAUACGAGCAGUGGUAGACUGUUGGCGCAGUUGGCUGAUGCACCUCUUGGUGCCAUCGUCACCCAUGCGGUGAUAACACCAGCUGGUGACAAUGUGAUCACAGCUGAAUCUGGGAAUGUGGUGAUAUGGGAUAUUGCUGAGAAACAGGUUAUUUUUAAAGAAGAACAGAAAGGUGUAAAGCAAGUACUUCUUCUAGACGAUGGAACUAAAUUUAUAACAAUUUCAAUGCAAGUAUCCACAGAAAAUACUGACAAUUUAGCAAUGGCGGUCAUCAUAGCCAGAACAAUACCAGAUGGAGAAAGAAUCUAUACAACAGAGUAUGAAGUGCGAAGUACAGGAUACAAGGCGGCUGUGGUGUCGGCUGAUGAACACCAUGUUGUAGCUCCCGGCGCGGACAAGACCCGGGAGUGCCUGCAUGUGUUCCAUGCCAGGACAGGAACUAAGUUACAUAGGAUUUCAGUCAAGAACAGCGGAAUAAAGGACAUGCAGUCGAUAGUGGCGUUGCCCCACAAGCCGCACUGGGUGGGGGUCGUCGGCAACGACAAGGCUGGGAUACUUGAUAUCAAAACUAAAAGACAUGUCAGAUUCGUACCACGUUGGAACGGCGCAUGUACCAAAGAUGGUAAGAUAGGGUUGUGCGCGCCGUCCCGCGGCGGACUCGAUCUGAUCGAACUGAAGCGAGGCACAUCACUACAGCAGUUAAUCUCGAGGGCGGCUGAAGGAGUAUUUUCCAUUAUUACAAUGUUCAGUUCCACUGAUCAGUAUGUUUUCUACUACCAUAGUGGGAGGAAAACUUUGCGAGUUUUCAGAACGGUGGACGGUAAGGCAAUCGCGGAGUACCGCGCGCCCGCCGAGGUGACAGGAGUGGCGAGCGCUCACGGAGGGAAAGCUGUCGCGUUAGGAUCACAAGACGGGUGUCUAACUAUACUAAAUAUUGUUGACCCAUAUGAAUAAGCAAUACAAGUAACAGAAUAUAAACGUAGAUUACCACUGUUGUAACAAUUAUGUUUUAUUUAAUACUAGUUGUUCCCGUGCGGCUUCAUCCGCAUGUUAUUAUGGACAUUUUAU
This is a messenger RNA of Papilio polytes (common Mormon), 5183 nucleotides long. Its product is annotated as NACHT and WD repeat domain-containing protein 2. Gene Ontology annotation, molecular function: protein binding. The record is from RefSeq and is a predicted model, not a curated record. NCBI's taxonomy places the organism in Eukaryota, Metazoa, Arthropoda, Insecta, Lepidoptera, Papilionidae. The transcript has 32 exons. The coding region runs from base 18 to 5069 and encodes 1683 amino acids.